Messenger RNA from Mycotypha africana, 2430 nucleotides. RefSeq lists its product as uncharacterized. NCBI's taxonomy places the organism in Eukaryota, Fungi, Mucoromycota, Mucoromycetes, Mucorales, Mycotyphaceae. Gene Ontology annotation, molecular function: protein tyrosine/serine/threonine phosphatase activity. The coding region runs from base 1 to 2430 and encodes 809 amino acids. The transcript is spliced from 3 exons. The record is from RefSeq and is a predicted model, not a curated record. Gene Ontology annotation, biological process: protein dephosphorylation; nuclear DNA replication.
AUGUCAACUUCGAGGCAGCACGAACUUUUUGAUAUUCCAGCCGAACUGCUUAAUCAUAAGCAUGAAAACAUUUACACAAUAUCCGUCAAUAAUUUUGUCAAAGUAUACGAAGCUUACAGAUCAUUCCCUUUACCACCAGACGACGUAGUAUUUCCGUGGCUUCAUGGCGUGGACGGAAACAACAAUGCACAGAAUCUAUUUUUUGGGGUGAGGCGGUGUUUACCACCGAACUAUCGGGGACUUAUGCUUGUGCAUUGCAACGAUGAUAUUCAGUAUAUGGAAAGCGAUAAGAAUAAAACGUCAAAGGACAAGAAAAACAGAAGAGGAAUAAGCGCUCGCUUAGUGGAUUCUGUUCUACCAGAGCAGCUCAUACAUCUCGAUUCAGAAGAGUUCAUCAACAAUAAUCCAAAUAGUAACAGUCGUGCAGCCAAACGGGAUAUCUCUUCCCUUAUCAAUUUAAGAAACUUCCAAAAUCAGAUAGCGAGGUUUUCGACCUUGUGUGAUUUGAUCCUUUACGGUCAUAAUGCGAAUAAUUUAGCAGUCAAAAUGGCACAUGCACAACGUAAACUAUUCCAACAAAGAGCAGAUCAAUUAAAUCAUGUAGCCAAAGUUGCGGGCAAAAGGGCCGUACUGCAGGCCAAUCAUAUUGAAUACAAAAUCAUUGUCCUAGAGGACACUAAUUUUUGGAUAUUUGAACAAAGUUAUCCGGAAUACGUCUUGUAUAAUUCAGAUGGUAUUUUGUUACAGAAAAGAGAUCUUUAUGAAUUAGAAAGUAAUGAAAUGAGAGAAAUGAGUAAAGCAAGCGAAAUUACGCCAAAUGUUUGGUUGGGUAAUACUCAAGAUGUUCCCAUUGUAUCAACACAAGAUAUUGUACUGAGUGAUGCUACUAGCAAUAGCAUUCACAUAGAUCACGACUCAGGGAUUGAACAGGACCACAAAAAUACGACUCAUGAUAACAGUGAAGGAGACGAUGAUAUAUUCCAAGAUACCAAUCCUCAUAAAUUUACCAUAUGCAUCGAUGCUCACGAUCUUGCGGACAUGCCUCUUCCAUCCACCCUUAUCUUAGCCAGUGAAACCCUUAAUGACGACAUAAAACCUGAGAUCAUCCACUUUGACACCUACGGGUCCAAUAUCCCCGAAGAAGAAUUUGACACCUUCUACUCUCGCCUUAUUCACCUUCUAGCUUUCAUACACGAACAGGCCGACAAAAAGAAUAGGCGUAUUUUAAUUCAUUGUCCUGACGGCUACACGGAAACCAGCAUACUGGGCUUGACGUGGAUCAUGUACCGUGAGAAUCUAUCUUUACCCGAAGCCUACCUUUAUUUACAAAGGUUACGAUCGUUCUUUGUAUACGCAACGGACUUGAAAACAUUGAGACAAAUUGAAAAAUUGCUGUUUGAAGGUCGAGAAAUGCUCGAACCACAGACAAAGAGAAAAAAAAGUAAUAUGGUGGCCGAAGAUGACGAAGAUACGAGUAACACAGCAGUACUGAAGCAGUUGAAAAUAGGAUAUGCUGACGAACACAAAGGUAGUGAUACCAACAAAGGGAAGAAGUCGUUUGCAAGAGAUGGCGACGCACAAAUGAAGGAGACGGACGAUCAGGAAGCAGUUGAAGAAGCAAGUAUUCAACGUUCAAAAAUGACAUCCCCACCAACUAUUGAUGGAGCUAGUAUUAAGGAAAGCCGCGUAAAGCAAAGUGAUACCUUUUUGAAUCUUGUAUCCAAUAAUAAUAGCAGCAGUGCAAGCAGCAAUACUGCAACGUCAGAAUUGAUGAAUACAUUAUCCUCGGCAAUCGAUGAAAAGAGUCAAGAAUUUAUCACAAAGUCAGCCGUUUAUGCUAAAGUACAGCUUUCACCUACAAAAGAAGAAGAAGAACGCUAUCCUUGGUUCUUUUCUCCGCGCUUCGAGGGUUCUUUUCCUUCUAAGAUAUUACCAUUUUUAUAUCUGGGCAAUUUGAACCAUGCUACGAACCCUUCCAUGUUGAAAGCAUUGAACAUUACGCAUGUUGUCAGUGUAGGAGAAAAUGCGAAUCUUGACACCGAGAAUUUCAGACUUCUGUACUUGGACAAUUUAUAUGAUGACGGCAUUGAUUCCAUUGAAACUAGGCUGGAAGAAGUGAUACAGUUUGUUGAGAAUGCUCGUGUGAAUAAUGGAAUCUGUUUAAUUCAUUGUCGUGUCGGUGUUAGUCGAAGUGCUGCUAUUACCAUCGCUUAUGUGAUGCGAUAUUUAAACUGCCGUCUGGUGCAUGCAUAUUUAUUUGUAAGAGCUCGUCGAUUGAAUGUUAUUAUACAGCCCAACCUCAAGUUUAUGUACGAAAUGCUACGAUUGGAUCAGAAACAGACAGGAAAACUGAGCAUCUCUUGGCCCGUUUUAUGUCAAGAGAUACAUAAUAUCAACUUUGCUUAUCGUGAUGUGAAUGAAAUUGCUUAA